This is a messenger RNA of Ilex paraguariensis (yerba mate), 891 nucleotides long. Lineage: Eukaryota; Viridiplantae; Streptophyta; Magnoliopsida; Aquifoliales; Aquifoliaceae. The record is from the annotation of a GenBank genome assembly.
AUGAUAGAACUCGACCUUGACCUCUAUCACCCUGAUGACUCCGUUGAUGGGAAAUUGGUCCCCAUUAAGAAGCAAGGUGUGCUUGCCGUUCAGGUGACAAAGCUCAAAUGUGGUGAUCUAAUGAUCGGAUGUUCAAUCGAUCAUCGAGUAGCCGAUGCUUAUUCAGCCAACAUGUUCUUUGUUGCAUGGGCACAGAUUGCUCGAGGAAAAUCUGUAUCUCACACUCCAAUUUUUAGGCGCUCAAUGCUCAAUCCACGACGCCCAGGUCAAUAUGACAAGGUCAUUGAUGAUAUGUACGUUUUUUUGUCAUUGUUGCCACCACCACCACCAAAAGAUCUCAAGCCCAAUGAAGAUCAUCUCAUUAGUCGCAUCUACUAUAUCACAGCUGAGGAAAUCGACCGCCUCCAAGCCAAGGCCAGUUCCAAUGGAUCCAAGAGAAGCAAACUUGUGUCUUUCUCAGCCUUCCUGUGGAAGAUUAUGGCCGAAGGGGGCCAUGAUCAUAGCAAGAAAUGCAAAAUGGGUGCCAAGGAGGAACAUUUUCUCGGACUGAUUGAUUGGGUGGAGUUGCAUCGACCAGAGCAAAUAGUAGCAAAGGUAUAUUUCAAAGAGAGCAAUGAUGAAGAAGCGGUUGUCGUGUCAUCGGGACAACGCUUUAUAGUAUCAGAGAUGGACUUUGGAUGGGGACGACCUGAUUUCGGGUCGUACUAUUUCCCAUGGGGUGGCCAGACUGGGUUUGUGAUGCCAAUGCCUAGUAUAAGCAGGGAAGGAGAUUGGGUCGUGUACAUGCACCUCCCUGAAAAGCAUUUGGAUUUGGUUAAGAAGGAAGCAUCUCAUGUGUUUAGGCCCUUAACUCCUGCUUAUCUGAAAUUCAGAGAUGACUACUUAAAUUAA